This is a messenger RNA of Oncorhynchus gorbuscha (pink salmon), 7185 nucleotides long. RefSeq lists its product as uncharacterized. Gene Ontology annotation, molecular function: guanyl-nucleotide exchange factor activity. NCBI's taxonomy places the organism in Eukaryota, Metazoa, Chordata, Actinopteri, Salmoniformes, Salmonidae. The record is from RefSeq and is a predicted model, not a curated record. Bases 44 to 6370 code for a protein of 2108 amino acids. The transcript has 28 exons.
CUCCCCUACGGCCCCCACCUCCCCUACGGCCCCUACCUCCCCCAUGGGCCCCAUGGCCCCCACCUCUACGGCCCCCACCUCCCCUACGGCCCCCACCUCCCCUACGGCCAGAGAGGGGGUCAGCAGUGAGGGGACAGCGUCGGACCGUACAGAAGGUAACGCUGCUCGUCUCCAGAGGCUAACACAACGUGUCUCUGAGCGUGUGUCUGAGUCUCACCGGUCAGUGUGUGAGGGCACAGCCCUAUCAGUGGUUUCUGACCCCCAGACUGACAGCGAGGAGGUUUUAACUCAGUCACACAGUAUAGUGGAGAGGGAAGAGUCUCUCAGUCACCCUCAGACUGACAGUGAGGAGGUUUUAACUCAGUCACACAGUAUAGUGGAGAGGGAAGAGUCUCUCAGUCACCCCCAGACUGACAGCGAGGAGGUUUUAACUCAGUCACACAGUAUAGUGGAGAGGGAAGAGUCUCUCAGUCACCCUCAGACUGACAGCGAGGAGGUUUUAACUCAGUCACACAGUAUAGUGGAGAGGGAAGAGUCUCUCAGUCACCCUCAGACUGACAGUGAGGAGGUUUUAACUCAGUCACACAGUAUAGUGGAGAGGGAAGAGUCUCUCAGUCACCCCCAGACUGACAGCGAGGAGGUUUUAACUCAGUCACACAGUAUAGUGGAGAGGGAAGAGUCUCUCAGUCACCCUCAGACUGACAGCGAGGAGGUUUUAACUCAGUCACACAGUAUAGUGGAGAGGGAAGAGUCUCUCAGUCACCCUCAGACUGACAGUGAGGAGGUUUUAACUCAGUCACACAGUAUAGUGGAGAGGGAAGAGUCUCUCAGUCACCCCCAGACUGACAGCGAGGAGGUUUUAACUCAGUCACACAGUAUAGUGGAGAGGGAAGAGUCUCUCAGUCACCCUCAGACUGACAGCGAGGAGGUUUUAACUCAGUCACACAGUAUAGUGGAGAGGGAAGAGUCUCUCAGUCGGGAACACGGCAUUGUUCACAGUGAAGAGACAGACAGAGUCCCGGAAGAGACAGGAACAGGGGAGGAGGUGGAGGAGAGGAGGGAUAGGGGUUCAGAAACCAGGACAGAGACAGAGACAGAGGAGAGGAGUAGACGUGUUGGCAUCUUGCAGGUGGUUGACACCGGUGAGACAGACUCUCACCAUGAUGACCCUGAGGUCUCCACCGGCCAAUCAGACACUCCCCAAGGAGAGGACGAGACACUGAACACUCUGACUGAGAUUCUCAUACACUUAGCCCCCACUCCCACUGCCCACCAAACACCAACGCACUACACACCUUCCACUGAAUCAGAGACCGAGAGACCGGAGGACAAGGAGGAGGAGGAGGAGGAGGAGGAGGUGGAGCAAGAGGAAGAGAACCACUCAGAUACUGAGCCCCAAGAGAAAGAAGAGACAGGCCCCAUUCAGCCAGAGGAACCUGUGUUAAAAUCCUGUUCCGUGGACAAGCCAUCCACUGAAACUAACCACAGAGACCCAGAACUACAACAGACCCCAGCAGUGAUGUUCCCAGCCCAGUUAACCCAGUCCCCAGCCCAGUUAACCCAGUCCCCAGCCCAGUUAACCCAGUCCCCAGCCCAGUUAACCCAGUCCCCAGCCCAGUUAACCCAGUCCCCAGCCCAGCUAACCAGGUCCUACUCCCAGUCCAGCCAGUGCUCCCAGUCUUCAGUCUUUCCUAAGUCCCAGACACUGACAGAGGCCCACAACAUCAAUGCUGCUGUCCUCAGUUCUGGGGUGCUCUGUCUGCCUGGAACAAGAGAUAGGGGAGGUCGAGCCCUGGUGACCGUGACCACGAGGAACACCGGCUGGUUGAACCCAAGCUGUGACUGUGGAGAACUGGUCAGAAUCCUCGUCUACUACUACACAAUGCUCAGGAAGGAGGUGCGUUCCCUAGGGUUGACAGUCGUGGUGGACUCUCGGCGGUGCUCCCCUGUCCCCGCUCUGUUCAGCGCCUUCAACAUACUUCAGGAUGCUUUGCCCGGCUGUAUCUACACUGUCCUGUUACUGGCUGAUAGAGACCUGGUUCUACGCCUGGAGAAACCCUCAGCUGUACAGGUGGAGUUGUUGACCUCUCUGAAGUCUCUCUAUAAGCAUGUGGAGGUCUCUCAGCUGCCUACUGAGUUUGACGGAUCCUUCCCCUUUUCACACAGCGCCUGGGUCUGCUUCAGAACGAGACUGGAACAGCUAACCAGUCACUGUGAGGACGCUGUCAACCUUCUGCAGAGUACCAUCACAGGUCUGGAGUCUACUGUCCUGCCAGCUACUGCUGAGGAGGCCCAGGUGUCACUUGCCAGGUACAGGGGUGUGAUGUGCACCGUCCUGGAGGACAGCCGAUUGGCUAGAUUACAGCUGGAGGGCGGAGCCAUCCUGUCCCGCCUCCGUAAAGAGGAAACCAGUGUCAGCCUCAGAGACGACUACAGAGAUGCCGUAGAGGUUGUGGCUGGUCUGUACGAUCAGGUGGAUGAGCUGGUUCACAAGCUGGUGAUGCUGUCCAACCAACGCACUCAGGAACUGGACUUUAUCAUGGAGUUCAAGAGUCUGGAGCAGGGAUUCAAGGAGGUGAGUGACUGGAUUGAGGAGGUUGGAGAGAGUCGUCUGAGAACGCUCGGAGAGCUGGAGGAUUCUCUGGAGCAGCUGCACAGGAAACAGACCCUCUUCAGAGAUUUCUACACUGCUGCUUACGAACACUGUAAGGGAGGCGAGGCGCUGCUGAAACGUCUAGAACGCUGGGAAGACUUGUCGUCAGCCGAGCUGCAGGUGUACGAGGUCAAAGUUCGAUCCUUCUGGGUCCACCUGCACGACUUCUCCCAGAGGGUAGAAGACACCAAGACCAACAUCGACAAGACCGUACGUCUCUACGAGUUCUUCGACAAGGCGUAUGAGUGGGCGUUAGAGGGGAUGCGUCACCUGGCCAGCAUCAACAUGGAGGACUGCACGGUGCUCGACAAGAGCCAGGGGGUGAUCAGCUGUCUGGAGGGGUACCGCCAGCAGCACCCCCCGAUCCCCGACCCCCGCUUCCAGGAGAUGAAGGAGCUGGCUGGGGAGAUGAAGAGCGAGCAGGGCCUCAAACAGUGGAAGUUCGCCUGGUCCAAGUGCCAGGAGACCAAGCAGAUGUUUGAGAAGAAGCUGGAGGCUGCUCUGAGGACGAGGCGAGCCCUGCCCAUGGGAGAGUCACCCGGGUCGGGUACGGCGGGUGCAGGGAAGGACGGCGGGGUAGAGGACGCCACCCCCAGACGUUACUCUGACGUUAACAACGACGAGGGACAGGAGAGGAGCCGCAGUGUGUCACACGCCUGUAGAAAGGCCUUUAGUGGGGUGUGGGGGGUCAGAGAGAGGCUGUCCUCCACCUCCAGCUCUGCCUCAGCUCAGUCGGCCUGCAGCCUCAGACAGGAGACACCCCUAACCUCCUCUCCCUACGGUCUGGUGCACAGGCUCCCCCUCACCCCCCUCUCCACCCAGCUCCUCACCCGUAGCACCUCCUCCGAGGAGUCGUCCCACGGGGUUCGUAUUAAAGCGCAGGGCCGUAGCUCCUCCUGCUCCUUCUCCCCCUCCCUGACCCCCCUGGAGCCGAGCUCCGCCCCUAACCCUGCUCGCCGACCCCCGCUCCGCAAGACCCAGAGCUUCGACUGCCAGAGCCCCGCCCCCGCCUCCCCUGACUCCUCCCGCUAUGGGACCUGUCAGCGGACGCUGAGCGAGCCGGCGCGGCGCGGCAACACUGGGGUGUUUAUUAAAGGCCUGGAGGUCAGUAGUAGGGAGGUGGCUGAGCGACCCUACUCCCCCAGAAUGACGCCUCCUGGCUGGGCAGCGGGAGAGGCACUGAGGACCCCCUCCAUCAGCACUACCAGUAGUCCUCUACCAGAGACCCGUGCCAAGGGCAGUAAGCUGCGUCACAUCGUGGAUGAGAUGGUGACCACGGAGAGGGAGUACGUGCGUUCCCUUCGUUACAUCAUCGAGCACUACUUCCCCGAGAUGGAGAGAGGAGACCUCCCGCAGGACCUCAGGGGAAAACGCAGCGUCAUCUUUGGGAACCUGGAGAAGCUUAUGGACUUCCACAGCCAGUACUUCCUCAAGGAGUUGGAGAGCUGCUGCAACCACCCUCUGAGGGUCUCACGCUGCUUCCUACGACACGCGUAUGAGUGGGCGUUAGAGGGGAUGCGUCACCUGGCCAGCAUCAACAUGGAGGACUGCACGGUGCUCGACAAGAGCCAGGGGGUGAUCAGCUGUCUGGAGGGGUACCGCCAGCAGCACCCCCCGAUCCCCGACCCCCGCUUCCAGGAGAUGAAGGAGCUGGCUGGGGAGAUGAAGAGCGAGCAGGGCCUCAAACAGUGGAAGUUCGCCUGGUCCAAGUGCCAGGAGACCAAGCAGAUGUUUGAGAAGAAGCUGGAGGCUGCUCUGAGGACGAGGCGAGCCCUGCCCACGGGAGAGUCACCCGGGUCGGGUACAGCUGGUGCAGGGAAGGACGGCGGGGUAGGGGACGCCACCCCCAGACGUUACUCUGACGUUAACAACGACGUGGGACAGGAGAGGAGCCGCAGUGUGUCACACGCCUGUAGAAAGGCCUUUAGUGGGGUGUGGGGGCUCCUCACCCGUAGCACCUCCUCCGAGGAGUCGUCCCACGGGGUUCGUAUUAAAGCGCAGGGCCCCGAGCUCCGCCCUAACCCUGCUCGCCGACCCCCGCUCCGCAAGACCCAGAGCUUCGACUGCCAGAGCCCCCCCCCGCCUCCCCUGACUCCUCCCGCUAUGGGACCUAAUGACGCCUCCUGGCUGGGCAGCGGGAGAGGCACUGAGGACCCCUCCAUCAGCACUACCAGUAGUCCUCUACCAGAGACCCGUGCCAAGGGCAGUAAGCUGCGUCACAUCGUGGAUGAGAUGGUGACCACGGAGAGGGAGUACGUGCGUUCCCUUCGUUACAUCAUCGAGCACUACUUCCCCGAGAUGGAGAGAGGAGACCUCCCGCAGGACCUCAGGGGAAAACGCAGCGUCAUCUUUGGGAACCUGGAGAAGCUUAUGGACUUCCACAGCCAGUACUUCCUCAAGGAGUUGGAGAGCUGCUGCAACCACCCUCUGAGGGUGUCACACUGCUUCCUACGACACCAAGACGCGUUCGGCCUGUACGCUCUGUACAGUAAGAACAAGCCUCGGUCUGAUACGCUGUUGGCCAGCCACGGAAACAGCUUCUUCAGGAACAAGCAGCUGGUGCUGGGAGAUAAGAUGGACCUGGCCUCCUACCUGUUAAAGCCCAUCCAGAGGAUGGCUAAAUACGCUCUCCUCCUCAAAGACCUGAUCAAGGAGGUGAGCGAGGCGCAGGAGACAGAGCUGGGCUCCCUCCGAGCCGCCGCGGAGAUGGUCAAGUUCCAGCUGCGUCACGGCAACGACCUGCUCGCCAUGGACGCCAUUCGAGACUGUGACGUGAACCUGAAGGAGCAGGGUCAGCUGGUCAGACAGGAUGAGUUCUGGAUCUGGUACGGCAGGAAGAAGUGUCAGCGACAUGUCUUCCUGUUUCAAGACCUGGUGCUGUUCAGUAAACCCAAACGCAUCGAAGGAGGACUGGACGUUUACAUCUACAAACACUCCUUUAAGACGGCAGACGUGGGGAUGACAGAGACAUCUGGGGACAACAGUCUUCGUUUCGAGGUGUGGUUCAGACGCAGGAGCAGUAAGAACCAGACGUAUGUCCUGCAGGCCUCCAACACAGACAUCAAACACGCCUGGACCAACAACAUCGCACGUAUCCUCUGGCAGCAGGCUACCCGGAAUAAAGAGAUCCGUAAUCAGGAGAUGGUUUCCAUGGGGGUGGGUAACAAGCCGUUCCUGGACAUUAAACCCAGUGAUGCUGCCAUCAACGACAGGGCUAUAGACUACAUCAUGAAGGGACGAGGUGCCAGAACUCGAGCCUCCAUUGCCGUGUCCCUGUUCGACCACUCCAACCCUUUCAAGCGGACAGCGUCGAGUAACGGGGGGUCUGGUGGCGGGGCCCCUGCUGCGUCUGGCUCCUGCACUCUCCUGGGGCCCCUCAACCUGCACAUGUACAGCAGCCACAGCCAGGCCCUGCUGCCCGGGGGAGAGAGGCCCUUCAUCAGCCCGUGUCUGGAGGAGGACGAGAUGGAGCACGAGACCAGCAGCCAGCCAUCCAUGAGUACAUACUCUACAGAGAGCUCAGGUUCAUCGUCCCACUGUCUGUCCGGCAGCGGCUCCAGUGGUUCAGACAGUGGCUGUGUGUCCAGCCACCUCCCUGAGGCCAGUUUAUCUGAGGAUCCCUCGUUCCCCUGCCGUCCCCCGUCCGACGCCGUGACCUCCCCCAGCCUGCCCAAAGACAAGCCGCACUACAACAGCCAGUACAUUUCAGCCGUCUGAUAUCCAGAAAGACGCUAUUUCCAGGCCAAGGAAGACAGACGAGACAAAUACGUGUUCGUUUUCUCGCGCUGCCAUAGCAGCAACUCUCAUCUCACAUGGACACUGUAAAGAGCUGGGACUGUUUCUAAACAAAAAGAAAAGCCACUUUUGAGCAUAGCUUUUCUAUUGUUUCUUUUUAAAGUUAAUUUAAAUAUUGUUAUAUUUUUCUUCCCAAAAGUACUGGUGGCUGCAGUCGUUUUUGUCCUGUACUAUAUUGGGUUAUUCUGUAAAUAAUUAUUUUAAUAGUUUCCUGUGAAUUUAUGAAUGGUUUGUUUCUUUAUCAUCUUGUUGACCACUUUUACUGCAACUUCUGAUUCACCUGUUGAUUGAUGUUAUACCCUGGGAUGAAAGGCUAGUUCUGGUUCACCUGUUGAUUGGUGUUAUACCCUGGGAUGAAAGGCUAGUUCUGGUUCACCUGUUGAUUGGUGUUAUACCCUGGGAUGAAAGGCUAGUUCUGUUAUACCCUGGGAUGAAAGGCUAGUUCUGGUUCACCUGUUGAUUGGUGUUAUACCCUGGGAUGAAAGGCUAGUUCUGGUUCACCUGUUGAUUGGUGUUAUACCCUGGGAUGAAAGGCUAGUUCUGGUUCACCUGUUGAUUGGUGUUAUACCCUGGGAUGAAAGGCUAGUUCUGGUUCACCUGUUGAUUGGUGUUAUACCCUGGGAUGAAAGGCUAGUUCUGGUUCACCUGUUGAUUGGUGUUAUACCCUGGGAUGAAAGGCUAGUUCUGGUAUACCCUGGGAUGAAAGGCUAGUUCUGGUUCACCUGUUGAUUGGUGUU